This is a messenger RNA of Trachymyrmex septentrionalis, 549 nucleotides long. RefSeq lists its product as uncharacterized. NCBI's taxonomy places the organism in Eukaryota, Metazoa, Arthropoda, Insecta, Hymenoptera, Formicidae. The annotation marks the transcript as partial. Gene Ontology annotation, cellular component: extracellular region. The record is from RefSeq and is a predicted model, not a curated record. The transcript has 3 exons.
CGACAACUCUUACAACUCUACUAUUCGCCUUUAUCUUCUUUUCAUCUGUAUUCGGUUCCGGUAUUUGCUCUGACGAACAAUUUGUCAAAUAUCGAUCAAUACGUGAAAGAACUUGGACGGAAGACUUCGCAAACGGAUGGCAUGGCGAUGUCGUCUACUGGUGUACUUUACUUUGGUCUACUAGCUUUAUCGUUACUAGCUGACGAUGCUAUCGCUAUGUGGGAUACCAAGAAUACACCAUCUUUUACUGUCGAUCAACGAAUUAUAUCGCGCGAUGAUGUAUUGACGCAGUGGCCCGACAGUUUCACAUUUGACGAAGACGGCAAUUUUUGGUGCGUCACCAAUAUGCUGCAAAACUUCUUAAAUAAUCGCGUUGAUAUCAACAUGCCCAACUAUCGUCUUAUUCGAUUACACGUAGGCGUUAAAAAUUAUCAAUAUUAUGAGAAUGGCACGGCACCCGAGUUACCAGAUUUCACCGCCGGUGCUGAUUCCGUCACAUUUGUACAUGUCACGCUAUUGCCUACCAUUUUGGUAUUUAUUACCAAGUAA